Peronospora matthiolae is the source of this 270-nucleotide messenger RNA. NCBI's taxonomy places the organism in Eukaryota, Oomycota, Peronosporomycetes, Peronosporales, Peronosporaceae. The record is from the annotation of a GenBank genome assembly.
AUGACUGAAGACGCAGACGCCAUCACCACAGCACUCCCGCGCACAAUCAGCGGGAGUUUAGUCGACCACGUGAUGGAUCGGCACCUGAUCCCUUGGGCGCUGUAUGACUUGUCCGGAGCUCGAGCUCCGGACUCUCUCGAAACGAUGCAGGACUACUUCCGGCAUUUCCGUGGGUUGCGUGGAAAGAGUCUUGAUGGAAUCUCGUACGAGUCGCUCCAGCGGUCAUGGUGUGCGUUCAUCCGGCGGUGGAACCGGAUGCUUGAAGACUGA